Messenger RNA from Arabis nemorensis, 1164 nucleotides. The record is from the annotation of a GenBank genome assembly. NCBI's taxonomy places the organism in Eukaryota, Viridiplantae, Streptophyta, Magnoliopsida, Brassicales, Brassicaceae.
AUGGAACCAAAGGUGAAUGUUCUGGGGGUAUUAUUGGUAUUAACCAUCUUCUACACUCCGAUCAUCGUCUUCGCCGGCGAGGGUGUACCGGAUGUAGCGCUAUUCACUUUCGGAGACUCUAGCUACGACGCCGGAAACAAAGAGUUCCUCAAAGUGUGGCUCAAGGCAGGCCAAAUUAAAUUUCUUCCCCAAUCCCUGUGGCCUUACGGCAAAUCCCGCGACGACCCCAACGGCAAGUUUUCCGAUGGCUACAUCGUCCCUGACUUUAUCGCUGACUUCAUGUCUAUCCCGAACGGAAUCCCGCCGGCGCUUAAACCGGGCGUUAACGUUUCACGUGGAGCUAGCUUUGCCGUUGCCGAUGCUUCUAUUCUUGGGUCUCCGGUGGAAUCUAUGACGCUAAACCAGCAAGUGAGUAAAUUCAAAAAUAUGAAAUCAAGUUGGACCGACGACUACAUCGAAAAAUCACUGUUUAUGAUCUUCAUUGGUACGGAAGAUUAUUUGAACUUUACCAAGACCAAUCCCACUGCAGACGCUUCUGCUCAGCAAGCUUUUGUCACUUCGGUCAUUAACCGAUUAAAAAACGAUAUCGGCUUGUUAUACAGCUUGAGAGCGAGUAAAUUCGUGGUGCAAUUGUUGCCACCAUUGGGAUGCUUACCAAUCGUGAGACAAGAUUACAAAACCGGGAACGAAUGUUACGAGCCACUUAACGAUUUGGCUAAACAACACAACGCCAAAAUCGGUCCCAUGUUAAACGAGUUUGCUAAUACCUCCUCCGGUUUUCAAUUCACCGUAUUCGAUUUCUACAACGCCCUUCUUCGCAGGACACAAAGACUUAACUACAGAUUCCUCGUGACAAACUCAUCGUGUUGCGGUGUUGGGACACACAACGCGUACGGUUGCGCAUUUUCAAAUGUGCACGUGAAGCUAUGUGAGUACCAAAGAUCUUACCUCUUCUUCGACGGACGUCACAACACUGAGAAGGCUCAAGAGGAAUUUGCUCAUCUUCUAUAUGGAGCCAACCUGAACGUGAUCCAGCCAAUGAAUAUCCGUGAGCUAAUAGUCUACCCAGUUGGAACUAACAUGCGUGAGUAUUGGGAGCCUAACAAGUCGUCGAUCCGUCGUCGUCCACCUACCGACUCCUACGUCGGUUUCUCGGCUUAUUAG